Molecule: messenger RNA, 4320 nt
Organism: Closterium sp. Yama58-4
Lineage: Eukaryota; Viridiplantae; Streptophyta; Zygnematophyceae; Desmidiales; Closteriaceae
Source: the annotation of a GenBank genome assembly
AUGAAGAUAGGGUGUGGCGACCCCCUCACCCCUUUCUUUGAGGGGUGUUCCCCUUCCCCCCUCCUCCCCUCUGUCGCCUCUGCUGCUGCUGUCGACCUUCUUGGUGCUGAGAAGGUCGGGACCGCGUCUGCUUCGAGCGGGCGCCGCAGGAACAAGGGGGGCAGGGGUGGGGGUGGCGGCGGAGGAGGUGGGGGUGGAGGCGGUGGGAGUGGAGGCGCGGCUGGGGAGACUAGUGGCGGCAGUGGGGGAGGAGACAGCAGCGGUGGGAGUGGUGGUGGAGGCAGCAGCGGAGGCGGAGGUGGUCGUGGCGGCGGCAGGGGUGGAGGUGGCCGGGGCGGCGGCGGUGGGGGUGGUGGUCGUGGAGGCACUGGCAGAGGCCCGAGUCAGCAGCGCGCCCCGACGCUUCAGGCCGCCCGUGAGUGGUAUGCGCAGCGUAGCGUUACCUGCACGUACGUCAUUCGCACAGGUGACCGCAGCGGCCAGCAGUGUGGGAGGCCACACCCCACGCAGCGCUGCUUCGCGCGCCUUAACGACGCGUGGCGCACUCAGUUUCCUACUGCCACUGAGCUGCCGCGCUGGGCUGAUCUGGAAAAGAGGGGUGUUGAUAUUUGGGCUUUAGACUUUGAUGCUAUUCUCACUGCCAUGUAUGCGAUGUCUAUUAGUGGAGAGGGUGCUCAGUACUUGCGUGUUCCGCCCGACCCGGGCAUUCAGGCCAGUCCGGCUGCCGCUCUAGGUGCUAGUGCGUCUGCUCCCACAGGUCCUGGUGAGGCCGCUGCCCUAGGUGCUCGUGCGUCCGUGCCCCCUGGUACUGAGUCGACUGCAGCACUGCACACCUUCACACUGGACUCAGGUGCUUCUCGCUCCUUCUUUCGUGAUCGCACUGUCCUUGAGCCACUCGCUCGGCCAGUUGCUGUCUCCCUUGCUGACCCCUCUGGGGGUCCGGUCAUUGCGACCUCCUCCACUGUCCUUCCUUGUCCGGCGGUCCCGUCCGGCACGCUGUCAGGUCUCUACCUCCCCUCGUUCUCUACGAACUUGGUGGCAGGUAGUGCGCUCCAGGAUGGGGGUGUUCACCAGUUCACCCCUGCCUACGAGCGCGUGACACACUGCACGUGUGCUCGGACGGGUCGCCACCUGGCUACCUUCACUCGAGAGCCGGGGUCGGACCUGUACACACUGACCACUGAGUCCCCUCAGGUAGCUGCGUCCGCGUCUGCGUCUGCGUCAGCUCCUCACUCCUCCUCCUUUCCCCCGACGACUGCUCCCUUGCAGACGCUCCACAUGGACGUGUGGGGCCCAGCCCGCGUCCGUGGUCAGGGCCAGGAGAGGUACUUCCUGAUUGUUGUUGACGACUUCUCGCGCUACACCACGGUCUUCCCCUUGCGCGCCAAGGGUGACGUCCCUGAUGUCUUGAUCCCUUGGAUCCGCAGAUCUCGUCGCCAGCUCCGUGAGCGUUUCCGCUCCGACUUCCCUGUCCUGCGUCUGCACUCUGACAGAGGUGGGGAGUUCUCCUCUGGCCUACUGGAGGCCUUCUGUCAGCAGGAGGGCAUUGAGCAGUCGUACACGCUUCCGGACUCUCCACAGCAGAAUGGGGUUGCUGAGCGCCGCAUUGGUCUGGUCAUGGAGGUCGCCCGUACCUCCUUGAGCCAUGCGGCUGCCCCCCAUUUUCUGUGGCCGUUUGCAGUCCGAUACGCUGCGCAUCAGCUCAACCUCUGGCCCCGUGUCUCCUUGCCCGAGACUUCUCCGACACUGCGUUGGACGGGAGAGGCUGGCGAUGCGUCGCGUUUUCGGGUCUGGGGAUCCCGAGCUUUUGUCCGCGACACGUCCGCGGACAAGCUCUCCCGUCGCGCUGUCCCCUGCGUCUUCCUUGGCUUUGUCCCGGACGCCCCUGGUUGGCAGUUCUACCACCCCACCUCGCGGCGUGUCCUGGCCUCUCAGGACGUCACUUUUGACGAGUCCGUCCCCUACUACCGCCUCUUCCCCUACCGCACUGCCCCGCUCCCCCCCCCGCCUCUCUUCCUCGCUCCAGGUGCUGAGGUACCAGACCCCCUCCCCCCUCAGGGUGCCGCUCCCUCAGGUGUGUCCCAGGUAGACCCGGGUGAGCCUGUCGAGGUAGCUGUUGACUCUCGUCCUGCUCGGGGUGCUGAGCCUGGGGGUGCUGCGUCUGGGGGUGCUGAGCCUGGGGGUGCUGCGUCUGGGGGUGCUGAGCCUGGGAGUGCUGAGUCUGGGGGUGCGGAGCCUGGGGGUGCUGAGCCAGGAGGUGCGGAGCCUGGAGGUGCGGAGCCUGGAGGUACUGAGCCUGGGGGUGCUGCGUCUGGGGGUGCUGAGCCUGAGCGUGCUACGCCUGGAGGAGCCCUCUCCUCCCAGCAGCUGCAGGAGAGGUACCUCGAGUACUGCCGCCUUCGGAGAGGUGCUGCUGGAGCUCGUCCCGGUACUUCCCCUCCUACCCAGGAGCUCCCCCCCAUUCAGCAGAUCCGCGAGUGGUACACACGGCGCUGCAGUCUUCGGAGUGGUGCUCCUGGUGCUGCGGACCCUGGGGGUGGAGCUGCAGCUGGUGCUGAGGACCCGGACGUUGGAGCUGCUGCUGGUGCUGCGGACCCGCCUGGUGGAGCUGCUGCUGGUGCUGCGGACCCGCCUGGUGGAGCUGCUGCUGGUGCUGAGGACUCGGACGUUGGAGCUGCUGCUGGAGCUGAGGACCCGGGCGGUGGCGCUGCUGCUGGUACUGAGGACUCGGACGGUGGAGCUACUACUGGUGCUGAGGACCCGACUGGUGGAGCUGCUGCUGGUGCUGUUGACCCGGCCGCUGGAGUCUCCUCUGCUUCUGGAGACGCUGCGCGGCCGCGACCGUACUUCGUACCGCUCCUUCAGCAGGUUCUUGGGCAGGCUCCUCCUCCUUGUCCUCCUCCCUCCGUAGAGUGUCCUCUGCCUGUCCAGUCGCAGUCACAGUUACCGCCUACCUCGCCUCUCCCUGCUCCCUCUCCUUACACUGGUCCCACAGGAGGUCUUACAGAGCGUCGUGAGCCCGAGUCUCGUCCUGCGUCGCCUGUCCGUCCUGCUCGCACUGGUAGUCGUGUCCGUCGUGAGCGUCCUCCUCCUGUCCCAGGCACUCACUACAUGACUUUGCGUCCCUCUACUGCUCCUCAGCGUGUCCCUCUACCGUCUCCUCCCGCGUCUUCUUUGCCUCAUGUUCCGGACCCUGAGUCUGACCGGUACCGUGCUGAGCACCCUACUGUCACGCGUCUCCUCGCUACUGUUGUCACUGACCCUACCUUUGAGUCCUCGACUGCGUCUGCUCUGGUCGCUGAGUUGGUUGACUUUGCUGCUGCCUGUCGUCUAGACUACGCUGCUAGCCUUGUUGCUGAGUCUGAGUCUGAGUCUGUCCGUCCUCCGUCCGUCGGGGGUGAGUGUGCUCUUGGCACGGACGUCCUUGAGGACAGACAGGAGGAGUUCCAGUGUCUUGCUGCUGCUUUGCCCCGUCUCGUGUCCUUGCUAGUUGCCCCUGAGGGAGACCCGGAUGCACCAGACAUCCCGACCCCACGCACUUACGCUGAGGCGAUGGCGGGUCCCUACUCCUCUCAGUGGCAGACAGCCAUGGACGCCGAGAUGGCUUCCUGGAAGUCCACACGCACCUACGUCGACAAGGUUCCCCCUCCUGGGGCGAACAUCGUCAGUGGCAUGUGGAUUUUCAGGGUGAAGCGGCCGCCGGGUUCUCCGCCUGUCUUCAAGGCCCGUUACGUGGCUCGAGGCUUCAGUCAGCGAGAGGGAGUUGACUUCUUCCAGACAUUCUCCCCCACCCCGAAGAUGACUACUCUUCGGGUACUGCUGCACAUAGCCGCUCACCGCGACUACGAGCUUCACUCACUUGACUUCAGCACUGCUUUCUUGCAGGGCAGCCUGCACGAGGAGAUCUGGCUGCGCCGCCCACCUGGCUUCACUGGGUCGUUUCCUCCUGGUACCCAGUGGAGGCUUCAGCGGCCGGUCUACGGUCUCCGCCAGGCUCCGCGUGAGUGGCACGACACACUGAGGACUACACUUGCGGCUCUUGGGUUCGCGCCUUCUACAGCUGACCCGUCGCUGUUCCUGCGCACUGACACUUCGCUGCCGCCGUUCUACAUCCUCGUGUAUGUCGACGACUUGGUCUUUGCCACUGCUGACACUGCAGGACUCGCUCACGUGAAGUCGGAGCUGCAGAGGAGACACACGUGCACAGACCUGGUCACACAUGGUGCAGCAGGUUCUCCAGCGCUUCCGCUUCACGUACUCCUCGCCUCAGUCCACUCCUCUGCCUACCGGUCACUCGCUCUCAGCUCUGCCUUCGGAUGA